AUGUCUCAAGGCGUCGUUACUGUUCCCACUGCCUCCCUCCACGGAAAGGUCGCUCUCAUCACCGGUGCUGGCCGUGGUAUCGGUCGAGGUUGUGCCAUUGAACUCGGAAAGCGUGGUGCCAGCGUCGUUGUCAACUACCAGAGCAGCAAGUCCUCCGCUGAUGAGGUCGUGAAGNAGAUCGAGGCCACCGGCAGCGGUGCCAAGGCCAUUGCCAUCCAGGCCGAUGUCAGCAAGGUUGCUGAGAUUGAGCGUCUGUUCCAGGAGACCAAGAAGCACUUUGGCAAGAUCGACAUUGUCAUGUCCAACAGCGGUACCGAGUCCUGGGACAAGACUGAGGAGAUCACUGAGGAGAAGUACGACCACGUCUUCAACCUGAACGCUCGCGCCCAGUUCUUCGUUGGUCAAGCUGCCUGGAAGCACCUCGAGGACAACGGUCGUUUGAUCCUUAUGUCCUCUAUCGCUGCUGGUCUUCUUGGUGUCCGCGACCACGUCCUUUACAACGCUUCUAAGAUGGCCGUCAUUGGUAUGAUCAAGGCCUUCGCUACCGACUUCGGUAAGCGUGGUAUCACUGUCAACGGUGUUGCCCCCGGUGGUAUCAAGUCCGACAUGUUCACCUCCAACGCAUGGCUCAAUGCUAACUACCUUCUAGNNCACUACAUCCCCGGUGGUACACCCGAGUGGCCCGCCGAGAAGAUCGAGAAGCUCAUGGCCGACCACUGCCCUCUUGGCCGUUGCGCCGUCCCCGAGGAUGUCGCCCGUGUGGUGGCCUUCCUUGCCAGCGGCGACGGCAACUGGGUCAACGGCCAGGUCAUCACUAUCUCCGGUGGUUCUUCCCAAUAA
Messenger RNA from Aureobasidium musti, 840 nucleotides. The record is from the annotation of a GenBank genome assembly. NCBI's taxonomy places the organism in Eukaryota, Fungi, Ascomycota, Dothideomycetes, Dothideales, Saccotheciaceae.